Moneuplotes crassus is the source of this 1744-nucleotide messenger RNA. Lineage: Eukaryota; Ciliophora; Spirotrichea; Euplotida; Euplotidae. The record is from the annotation of a GenBank genome assembly.
UGAAAACAAUUUCUUUAGAAAGAAUAGACGAUACACGCACGAAAAUGAACACAGACUUGAAAUUAACCCCCAGUAUUGAGAGCAGAAGCAUUCCACAGAAUUACAAUGAGGAAGAUGUGAAGGAAGAAGAGUCCAAGAGCUUGGUUCAGUCUAAAAAGUCUAUAAAAACAUCGAAUAAAUAAUAUAAAUGAUAGCUUUCAGAAGAAGAGUGAUAAAGGCACUUAUUCUGCCAUCUCUAGUAAUUACUCCCCGUAUAAAAGGGACGGAUCCUUGAAUGGGAUGGACUUCACUGCGAAAGUGGUCAAGAAAACAGCCAUGCUGGAUUUGAACAAACAGAUCAAUUUUAAAAAAAACCCUGAUUUCCAACUCCAGGAAGAACAGUUAAUGCCUACUGAUAUUAUGGGUGAAAAUGAUCAAAUAUUUGAUAAAAAACAGAAGUGGCAACAAAAUAGCAUGGCCAGACCUUUACUUGUGCCAAAGACUUGUAGUGUUAGAUCCUCGCUGAUACACCAAAGUAUUGAAGGCAAGUUUGGAAGCAAGGCGAAAAAGGAUUACUUCCAAAAAGAUAGGAGAUCUAUCGAUAAUAAUUCCUACACUUCUUAUUACGGUGGGCAUUUGAUUCAGCUUGAGAAGAAGAAUGAAAGCCAAAAACAUGGCAGGCUAAAUUCGGUGUCUGACAGAUCUAAAGGGUUCGGUUUUCAGAGCUUAAACACCUCAUUUCACAAUGGCAACGGAGGUUUGAGGCCACCCAGAAAUGAUUUUAUGCAUCAAAAACCUCAUUCAACAAAAUUUACAGUAAGAGAGAUGGUUGAUAGGAACAAUAUGAUGAUUAAGAACAUUGUUGAUCUGGAGAAGGAAAAGAAUAAACUCAAAUGGUCAUUUGCAAAACCUACUCAAUCGAAUUAUGUCGCAUUUAAGGAUAGAUCUGCAAUGGCUUCCUUUCAACCAGGAAAUACUAUAGUUAGGCAGUCAAUAGCUAGGUUUGGAAACCAUAAUCCUUUGACAAGUAUAACCUCCAAAGAGAUUCUAGAGAAUCUUCGAGAUGUUGAUUCUAGACGAGACAAAAGGUUAAGAAGUCAUACUAGUCAGCAUCACCCAAAGAAAAGCCAUAAGAGAAAGUCAAAAUAAGGCUAAAUUUAAUGACUCAAGAAGAUUUAAAUCAGUGAUACAGACUGUUGAGUACGAUAAGCAUGUUGAGCAGGAGAAAAGAAUCGAAGAUAACUCAUUCUUCCUCACUGGCCAAGCUAUGGGGGAUUUAGUUGAAGAAAAUCAUGAGAAACCUUCUAUACCUGUGUUCAAGACAGAACUUCAAGAUCUUAGAUUUGAUAAGAGUAUAAGAGGAGGUUCGAUGGGGAACAAAGGUUCAACCUUGAAGCAUAAUACAAAUCCAAGGAGGUUCAAGACCAGGCUUAUCCCUCAUCGAUCUAAGAGGGGAAUGAUAAAUCUCAAGCAACGUGACGAGAUAGAGUCCUUGAAUGACAUCCAGAUCAAGUUCUUCGGUACAUCAAACAUAUUCAACAAAGAGUCUGACGAUAAGCUUGAAUCUUAUCUUGACCUUAAGCGGACUUUUAAGAGACUUUCUGUUGGAGAAAGGAUGGACUCGAAAUUUAUUCCGUCUCUCCAUUUGCCGCAGCCGAAGGAUAACCAGUAUUGGAAGUCAGACCUCGAUCAUAAGCUCAGAUGUCUCCUGAGGGUUGACCAAAACAGCUCCGAUUCUGACCACGAGGGAUUAUAGCUUAAGUAG